Molecule: messenger RNA, 2367 nt
Organism: Hydra vulgaris (swiftwater hydra)
Lineage: Eukaryota; Metazoa; Cnidaria; Hydrozoa; Anthoathecata; Hydridae
Source: RefSeq, a predicted model, not a curated record
UAUAUAAACUUUAAGAAGUAUUUGAGUGUAACAAAUUCAUAAAUGUCUUCUCUAUCCUUUGCUGGUCGUGUUGCUGUGAUAACUGGUGCUGGAGGUGGGCUUGGUAGAGAAUAUGCCUUAGAGUUUGCUAAACGUGGCGCACAAGUUGUUGUUAAUGACCUAGGUGGUAGUUUUAAAGGUGAAGGUAGUAGCACAUUAUUGGCAGAUCAAGUAGUUAAAGAAAUUAUUAAUGCUGGAGGAAAGGCUGUAGCAAACUAUGAUUCAGUUGACAAUGGUGAACAAAUAAUUAAAACUGCAAUUCAAGAGUUUGGUAAAGUUGAUAUUCUAAUUAAUAAUGCUGGAAUUUUGAGAGAUCGAUCAUUUUCAAAGAUGUCUGAUAAAGAUUGGGAACAGAUCUUUAAAGUUCAUGUUGAUGGUGCAUUUAAAUGCACACAAGCUGUGUGGCCUUAUAUGCAAAAGCAAAAAUUUGGUCGAAUUAUUAUGACCAGUUCUCCAGCUGGUUUGUAUGGCAACUUUGGUCAGGCAAAUUAUUCUGCUGCAAAAGCUGCAUUAAUUGGACUUAUGAAUACUUUAAGUAUUGAAGGUAAAAAAGCAAAUAUAAAUGUUAACGUUAUUGCUCCACUUGCAGAAACACGAAUGACUGCAGAUAUCCUUCCUGGUGCUGGACUUCUGCCAGAGCAUGUUGCUCCAUUUGUAGUAUUUAUGUGUCAUGAAUCUUGCGUUGAUACUGGGAUUAUCUUGGAAGCUGCAGGUGGUUUUGCUUGUAAAACUCGACUUCAGCGUUCUCAAGGUAUACAACUUAGAAAGUAUAUUGGUGACAAGCCAACUGUUGAAUGUGUUCAAAAAAAUUGGACAAAGAUAAGUGAUUUUAGCUUGUCAUGUAAUCCAAGAUCUGUACAAGAAGCUUCAAAUAAAAUUAUGGAAUCUAUAGGAGAUUUACCAUCAGAGCCUCUGUCUACUUCAGCAAGUUUGCUAGAAAAAGUCAGGUCGUAUAAGUUUCCAAGUAUAACUGUUAUCUAUGACCAAAAUGAUAUAAUUAAAUAUGCUUUAAGUGUUGGAUCUAGUUUACCUGAUGAUAGUCAGUUUCUAUAUGAAGGUCAUGCAAAUUUCAGCGCUAUUCCUACAUUUGCUGCCAUCCUGUCACAGAAAGCUGUUUUUAGUGAACUAGCUGAGGGAAAUAUUCCAGGAAUGGACAUGAUUGAUCUAUCCAAGGUUUUACAUGGUGAACAAUUUAUAGAGAUAUUUAAGCCAAUCCCGACAUCUGGUCAGUUUACAGUGAAAGGACAAAUUAGGGAUAUUCUUGAUAAACAUAAGUUUUGUCAGUUUAUUAUAGAUGUUAAUGUAUUUGAUGCCAAAAAUGAAUUAGUUUGUAUGUCACAAUUUGUCUUGUUGUUUAUUGGCAGCAAAGGAAUAGGUCACAGAGGAAAAUAUGAUGGACAGAAACCUACACUAUUUCCACCAAAACGUAAACCUGACCACGUUGUUGAAGAAGUAACAAGUAUUAAUCAAGCUGCACUUUAUCGUCUGAAUGGUGAUUUUAAUCCACUUCAUAUCGAUCCACAAAUAUCGUCAAUGUUAGGUUUUGAAAAGCCAUUGCUUCACGGUCUAUGCACCUACGGUUACGCUUUACGCCAUGUUUUGAAAGCUUAUGCUAAUAAUGAUGCUUCUUUUUUCAAGUCAAUCAAAGCUCAAUUUUCAAAACCUGUUAUACCUGGUCAAACUAUUAUGACAGAAAUGUGGCACGAGGCAAAUCGUGUUUAUUACCAAGUAAAAGUGAAAGAAACUGGUGAUGUUGUUAUUAAAGGCGGAUAUGUUGACUUUCAUAAGGAACUCAAGAGCCAGAGUAGCGUUUCAGCAAGUGCACAUAGUUAUGGGAUAGAUAGUUCACUUCAGUCUUCACACGCUAUGAAAAAGAUUGAAGACAGCUUAAAAACUGCAGACGAGGCUGUUUUAAAACAAAUUAAUGGAUCGUUUUUAUUUCAAAUCACAAAAGAAAACAAAUUGGCUGGUGAAUGGCUUUUGAACUUUAAUCAAUUUCCUGUCACUGUUACAUAUGGUGUUCCCAUCACAAAGCCCGAUGUUACCAUUACAAUUAAUGAUGACGACUUUGUUCUCAUAGCCACUGGGAAACUAAAUCCAAUGCAAGCGUUUUCACAAGGAAAACUCAAAGCCUUUGGAAAAGUAAUUUUAGCUUUGAAGUUAGGCGAUAUAUUUAAAUCUGUUUCAUCAAAACUCUAAGAAAAUUACUUAAAUGUCCUUUUAUACGAAUGUGUAUAUCAGUUUCAGUGUCCUAAUUUCAAUGUUAAAAACAUUUUAUAGAAUGUUUAACGGAUUAUAAGAUAUUUAAAUCUAGGAUUGGAUUAGAAA